UUUUUGUAUUUAUUCUGUUUUUAGAGCACAAGCAUAUAUGUACAUACAUAGGUACAUUUGUGUGCAUAUAUUAGCAUUUGUUGUUGGUGGAAAAUCGUAUUUUUCCUGUCAGCAGUGGUGUUUAUUUUAUAAAAUUGUGUUAAAAUUAAAACUUUGGUGCUAUAAAAUUGAAUUAUAAUUUAAAUAAAAUAGAAACAAUUAAAUAAAAUAAAAACGCCUAAAAUGAGCGUACAAAAGGGACUUACAACAAAAGGCAAAGAAAUGUACUUAUACGAAGGUUUUGAAUAUAUAUAUCAUUACACAGGAAAAGCAGCUACAAAAUAUGUGUGCAGAGAACUGCGAAAAUUUAAAUGUAACGCAUAUCUUAUUGUUAAUAGAAAAAAUGGUAUGGUAACUAUUCAUCGAAGACACAUGCAUAAUCCAAAAUUACAGGAAUUAAGGGAAGCGGAGCAAGCUGUAGAAAAAAUGAAGCGUGCCGUGGAAGUAAGAGGAGAAAAUCCAAAAUCUGUAGUGGAAAAUUUCCAACCAAACUUGUCUACGAAAGUUUUGCAAGAAAUGCCAUCUAUAUCAGCAUUGCAUAGAAGACUCUCGAGGGCAAAUUCGAGACAUUGUAAUGAAGAUGGAGUACCUGUAGGUAUGUUGCAGUAUCUGCUAUAUGAUUCAGGUACUUCAACUGAUGAUCGGAUGAUGAUUUUUUGCAAAACUGAAAUGGUACGGGAGUUCGAGAAAAGCGAUUUAUGGUUUUGUGAUGGAACUUUCAGAGUUGCUUCACAAAAAAUGGGUUUCAAGAAACUUUACACGGUACAUUUUUUCAAAAAUAAUUUCGCUUUUGCAAUAAUAUUUGCAUUGAUGCAAACAACAUCAAAAAAAGUAAUAUACGAAAAAUUUUUUGAGAUUAUUAAAAAUAAAUUAAAUCUAAGUUUUGGGCCAAAAAUGAUGAUAUGCGAUUUUGAUCACAGGGCAAUCAUAGCUUUCAAAUCGAAAUUUCCUGCAACACGAGUUGCAGGUUCCCAUUUUCUUCUUGGACAAAAUAUUAUUAAAAGUUUGAAAUCCUUUUCUCUUUAUAAAUUAUACGAAGAGGAUGCGGCAUUCAAAUUUUUAAUUCAGAAACUAUAUUGUUUGAGUUUAUUACCUCCACGUGAGGUACGUACAGCUUUCUAUCUCCUUUGUGAAAUCGAAUUUACUGAAUACCAAGAACUACCGGCAGUUGACAAAUUCUUAAAAUGUUUCAGAAGGUAUUAUAUUUCAUCUCGAGCUGUAUACCCAAUAAGCUUUUGGAACCACAAUCAAACUGUUUUGGAUGGUUAUCCGAAAACUAAUAAUUUCUUGAAUGGUUUGCAUAAUAUCCUACACAAUAAUUUCCAGAUUGAUCCUACACUUCCAAAUUUUUUCAAGACUGCGUUUAAACAGAUGGAUUUGCAGUAUGAAAAAUUAGUCAAACCUCCUGAGUCAUGCUACCCCUCCAACAAAUAUAUCCAGUUGCCUGAGAAGUUAAAAGAGCUGUUGGAAAAUUAUGUUCUCACUGAUGGGCAGCAAAGAAGUACGGAUGACAUAAUAACAUUUCUUGGAACAGCUGCCCUUUUAACUCCAAUUAAAGAUGUAUCCCCGAUUUCUGCCUCCGAUUAGUUUUUAGUUAAACAUACUUAGUGGAUUAGGCCUAUUGGGGACAGCACUCAAAAAAAAAAACGCGCCAAGUCCUCUACCUCUAAGGUGGUGUGGAAAAGGAGGCAAGUCAGUAACAGGGUCAAAGAGCUAGCUCCAGAAGAAGGAUGAAAUAUUAAAAAACGGUUUUUAACGAAAGAAUGAAACGAAUGAUAGAGAUGGACUGAACUUUUCCAGUUGAGAAGGUUAAACAGAUGUAAAAGGUUGUAAAUGGACAUGAAAUGAUGCAGGAACCGCUAUUAAAUCUAACUGUCUUGUACGAAUGUACAUUCAACAUACACGUAUGUACAUAUAUACAUGUACGUUGUACAUAUAUGUAUGCGUAAAACACAUUUUUAUAUUCUUGUUAAUUUAUUAACAUACACAAUUAAUUUCCAUGUAGAUAUGGAAAUAUUCAAUUGUCUACGUUUUGUAAAAUCUUGUAAAAAUAAGUUAUUGUAAUUAAUUUUGUAAUUAUGUAUUACAAAAAUAUCAUUUCUAACCCAACAUCUCAUAAGCUUCCCUCAGCAUGUUUUUUU
Molecule: messenger RNA, 2180 nt
Organism: Condylostylus longicornis
Lineage: Eukaryota; Metazoa; Arthropoda; Insecta; Diptera; Dolichopodidae
Exons: 3
Coding region: 223-1626 (467 amino acids)
Source: RefSeq, a predicted model, not a curated record